UCUAUUCAUCCUCCUCCCGCGGACCCCUUUCUCCCUCUGACCAGGGGCCCACCCCCUCCAGGCUCUGUUCUGUCAUGCCUCCCAUCAGUGCCCGGCCCACUGCCCACCCAGCCUGGCCUGUUCCCUUCCUUUCAGCCCAGCCCUCUCACCUCCUAUCCAGGGUACCCUCGCCCUCUCCCAGCUGGUCCAGCCUUCCCUGGACUGCCCCCGCCCCUCCACACCAACCUGUCUCCCUGCCCCAUAUACUCUCUUUUCCUUGCUGCGCGCCUCGCCUAACCUGCGUAGCCUCCACCGUUGGUCCCCCGUUCACCCUUUCCUCCCUGCCAAGGUGCUGCCGAGAGGCCAUGGAGCUGUGUGGCAAGAAGAAGCUUCACGCCCUGUCCCUGGCCGAGAAGAUCCAAGUGCUGGAACUCCUGGAUGAGUCCAAGAUGUCCCAGUCAGAGGUGGCCCGGCGUUUCCAGGUCUCCCAGCCUCAGAUCUCCCGCAUCUGCAAGAAUAAAGAGAAGCUGCUGGCGGACUGGUGCAGCGGCACGGCCAACCGGGAGCGCAAGCGCAAGCGGGAGUCCAAGUACAGUGGCAUCGACGAGGCUCUCCUCUGCUGGUACCACAUUGCCCGGGCCAAGGCCUGGGACGUGACGGGGCCCAUGCUGCUCCACAAAGCCAAGGAGCUGGCCGACAUCCUGGGCCAGGACUUUGUGCCCAGCAUUGGCUGGCUGGUCCGCUGGAAACGCCGAAACAACGUGGGCUUCGGGGCCCGCCACAUAUUGGCGCCUCCACUCCCCCCUGAGCCGCCUCCCCCAGCUCCCACUCCCCAGGCCCAGCUCCCUCUUUCUCUUAAAGAUUUCUCCCCAGAGGACAUUUUUGGCUGUGUUGAAGUGCCCUUGCUGUAUCGGGCAGUGCCUGGCAGAGCGGGUACAUGUGAUCGGGUGCAGGUGCUGCUGUGUGCCAACAGCAGGGGCACAGAGAAACGGCGGCUGUUGGUCAGUGGGCCCCAGGCUGCCCCACGAUGCUUCUUCGGGGUCAGCAGUGAGGCCCUGCCUGCCUCCUACCACCCUGACCGGGCCAUCCCCUGGUCGGAGUGGUUGUCACAGUUCGAUCAGGAUAUGGGGCAGCAGGGCCGGCAGGUGGCCUUGCUGAUGGCUGCCCGAGUGGUGGAGGAGGUGGCAGGCCUGCCUGGGCUCUGCCACGUGAGGCUCUUGCCUCUGUCUGCUGCGAGCCCCACGCCGCCCCUGCCCAGCUCCGUGGUCCGGGCGUUUAAGGCCCAUUACCGGUGCCGUCUGUUGAGCAAGCUGGCUGCCGCCCAGAGCGAUAGGGCUGGCAUGUCACUGGCUGAGGUCGGGAUGGGCAUCACAGUGCUGGAUGCGCUGCACAUGGCAGCAGCGGCCUGGGCCAAGGUGCCUCUCCAGCUCAUUGUGAGCAGCUUCGUUCAGGAAGGGCUGGCUCCCGGCAAAACACCACUGGCCCAGGACCAAGCCUCAGAGGUGCCUCAGGUCCCCAGUGGGCUGAGCCUCGAGGAAUUUUCCCGCUUUGUGGAUCUGGAGAGUGAGGAGCCUGUGUCUGGAGCCUGCAAAGAGGAGGUGGGCCCUGCAGACGAGGCGGGGGGCGGAGAGGACGGCUUCGAGCCCCUGCCCACCAAGGCCGAUGCCCUCCGGGCUCUGGGCACCUUGAGGAGGUGGUUGGAGUGCAGUGGCACCACCCCGGAGCUAUUUGAAAAUUUCUAUGCCUGUGAGGAGGGGGUGGAGCGACUCUGCUGCCUGUGAAGGGCCCUUCCUGCCGAAGCCCCCUCCUCUCCUGUUUCCCAUGGAAACGCCCUCUCUCAGAAGGCAGGUUGGGGGCUGGUCUCUUUCCCGUGGAAAUGGAGCUUUUGUGAAAGGUGUUGAAGGGAGACAAGUUGGGAGACCAAGUCUAGGCUCUGAGCAAAAGUUGUCCAAGCCCUGAGAAGAGAGUCUAAAGACAGGGCAUUGGGUAGUGAAGCUCAGCUGCAUAGUUUCUGAACCUCUGUGGAGGCUGGGACUUAGGAAGGUGGAAUAGGGCUUUACAGACAGACAGACCCCUUGAACUCCGUGUUCAAAACAGUUCUGCUUCUGGAAAUAAAGCUUUUAAUCAGAAAAGAGGCCAAGGUGUUAUUUUCAUGUGUGUAUGUGUGCUCAGUCAUGUCUGACU
Messenger RNA from Odocoileus virginianus texanus, 2163 nucleotides. It is a transcript of the gene TIGD3, whose product is annotated as tigger transposable element derived 3. Gene Ontology annotation, molecular function: DNA binding. Gene Ontology annotation, cellular component: nucleus. The record is from RefSeq and is a predicted model, not a curated record. Lineage: Eukaryota; Metazoa; Chordata; Mammalia; Artiodactyla; Cervidae.